This is a messenger RNA of Tricharina praecox, 1388 nucleotides long. RefSeq lists its product as uncharacterized. The record is from RefSeq and is a predicted model, not a curated record. The transcript has a single exon. NCBI's taxonomy places the organism in Eukaryota, Fungi, Ascomycota, Pezizomycetes, Pezizales, Pyronemataceae. The coding region runs from base 150 to 1226 and encodes 358 amino acids.
UGUAUGUUGGCGGCGUAUAAAGAGGGUCUGCCAUAUGCAUCUUGCAUCUGCAGCAUCACGGUGACUAGAACAUUGGAGCCUUCGGUACAUACUGAUCAUCACCCGCUCCUCACUCGCUCAGAUUCAUACCCAGAGGCCCAUCUCCAAACAUGCUUCUCCUGCUCUUCGCAUCGGCCGGCUUUGCUGCCGCGGCCGUCGUCUCCUCCAAGACCAAGGCCAAGCCGUCCACCAUCACCACGAUGACCGCCUCGUGCCAGAGCAUCUGCGCUGACUACAUCAACGAGUGUGGUUCUACCUAUGGCGGCUGCUUCGCUGAUCCGAAGUGUACCGGCGGCACCGCCUGGCCCACGUUCACCGCUCCGGCGUGCAACUCGACAACGAUCACCGAGAUCCUCCCGUCCACCACGCCAUGCCCAACCAUCUGUGCGGACUACAUCAACGACUGCGGCUCGAUGUACGGAGGCUGUUUCCCGGACCCGAAGUGCACCGGCGGCACCGCGUGGCCCACGUUCACCCCACCACCAUGCACCAACACCAGCAGCACCACCACGGAGCCGUGCCGCACCAUCUGCGUGGACGCCAUCAACACCUGCGGGAUGAAAUACGGUGGCUGCUACGAGGACCCGCAAUGCAACGGCGGGAUCAAGCCGACGUUCACCACGCCAUCCUGUACACCCAGCGCCAGCACCACAGUCAGCGAGCCCUGCGGCACCAUCUGCGUCGACUACCUGAACCCAUGCGGCUACCGGUACGGCGGGUGUUUCGAGAACCCGCGCUGCAACGGCGGUAUAUCGCCCACCUUCAGCACUCCACCAUGCACGCCCAGCCCAACCCCCACCCCCGCCUCCUCCUCAGCCUCCUGCGAUAGCAUCUGCACCGGCUACCCCAAUACCUGCGGCGGCUUGUACAACUACUGCAUGGCCGACCCGGCGUGCACCGGCGGCACGACGACGCAGUGGCCAACGUUCUCGCUGCCGGCGUGCACUCCCACUCCCACCCCAAACCCCUCCAUCACCACCUCCUGCGAUAAGAUCUGCACCGGCUACCCCAAUACCUGCGGCGGCGAGUACACCUACUGCAUGUUCAACCCCGCGUGCACCGGCGGGAAGACCACGCAGUGGCCCACGUUGUCGCAGCCCCCAUGCACAGCGACGGCUUCGGGCGGUGUCACUACCGUGACCAAGUUGGCGGUGAGGACUGUCAUGAGGAGGGAUUGGAAGGCGUAGGCUUGAGCCUUGAGAUUGUUGAGACGCAAGGGAUGAUUGGAUAAUUGGUGGAUUGGUUCGUGUUUGUACUCUAUAUACCUACGCUACUUGUCGUGCACGGUGGAGGAGGCGGACAUGACAUGACGGACAUAGCGAAUGAAAUGAAAUGAACUGAGAUGAUCG